This is a messenger RNA of Equus caballus (horse), 1563 nucleotides long. It is a transcript of the gene PDGFA, whose product is annotated as platelet derived growth factor subunit A. Gene Ontology annotation, cellular component: membrane. The record is from RefSeq and is a predicted model, not a curated record. Gene Ontology annotation, molecular function: platelet-derived growth factor receptor binding; growth factor activity. Gene Ontology annotation, biological process: positive regulation of ERK1 and ERK2 cascade; positive regulation of protein autophosphorylation; positive regulation of cell migration. Lineage: Eukaryota; Metazoa; Chordata; Mammalia; Perissodactyla; Equidae.
UCCCAGGGUGGGGACGAGGCUCGCUGCAGCCCCCUCCUCCGACCUGGGCGCUCUCCCCUCUCGGAAUGUGGGUGGAGGCUUCAUCCAGACGCCCCAGGCACCGGAUUCUGGGCGGGGGCGCGUGGCGGCCGCCAGGAGUCCGGCUGGAGCGCCCGCCCCGCGGCCUCGCCUCCCCGCCGAGCCGCCAGCGCCUCGGGACGCGAUGAGGACCUGGGCAUGCCUCCUGCUUCUCGGCUGCGGAUAUCUCGCCCAUGCCCUCGCCGAGGAAGCCGAGAUCCCCCGCGAGCUGAUUGAGAGGCUGGCGCGCAGUCAGAUCCACAGCAUCCGGGACCUCCAGCGACUCCUGGAGAUAGACUCCGUAGGGCCCGAGGAUGCCCUGGACACCAGCCUGAGAGCCCACGGGGGCCACGCCACCAAGCAUGCGGCCGAGAAGCGGCCUGUGCCCAUCCGGAGGAAAAGGAGCAUCGAGGAGGCCAUCCCCGCUGUCUGUAAGACCCGCACGGUCAUUUACGAGAUACCUCGGAGCCAGGUGGACCCCACGUCCGCCAACUUCCUGAUCUGGCCGCCGUGCGUGGAGGUCAAGCGCUGCACGGGCUGCUGCAACACCAGCAGCAUCAAGUGCCAGCCGACCCGCGUGCACCACCGCAGCGUCAAGGUGGCCAAGGUGGAGUACGUCAGGAAGAAGCCCAAGUUGAAGGAGGUGCAGGUGCGGCUGGAGGAGCACCUGGAGUGCGCGUGCACGGCCGCCGGCCCCCGCGAGGAGGAGACGGGAAGGCGCAGGGAGUCAGGUAAAAAGCGGAAAAGAAAGAGGUUAAAACCCACCUAAGGCGGCCGACCAGAUGUGAGGUGAGGACGAGCCAGCAGCCCUUCCCCGGGACACGGAUGUACGUGGCGUGUUACAUUCCUGAACUCUGUACGGUGCUUGUGGCCGGCGUGCGGUCUUUGUUCUCCUCCGUGAAACCCGUCCCCGUGCGCACCCUGGAGAACAAAGAGACGGCCCACGCGUGUUUCCUGUGACGUCAAGGCGAGAUCGUCGCCCUCGGCGACGGGACGUGGGGAAGCUCCCUCGUCCAAACAAAGAGCGAGAGAGUGAGCGAGCGAGCGAGCGCACGCGGACUGACUCCCAGAACGUCUGAACGGUCGCCGGAGUGGGGGAUGCCCCGGGGACUGGACGUCUGUCCAGGGCGGCCACAGGUGCUCAAGCCGAGGACACGGGGCCCGCUUUCGGGACGACCCCGGACGGACGCCGACGGGCCCGUGGGCGCCGGGAGUGUCUCGGAUCCGCGUCUCCUCGCGGUGGUGUUACGUCUGCACGAAACCCUCCCCAGAGCCUUAAGUGGGUUUUUUUUUUUUACACCAUAAAGUGAUUAUUAAGCUUUUCCUUUUUACUCUCUGCCUAGCUUUCUUUUUUUCUUUCUUUUUUUUUUUUUUUAAUCCUCUCCUGGAUGGCGUUUACGCCGGUGACACCAGGCUGCUGUGACGGUCAGGACGGUGGGACGGUCUCUCCCGAGUGGGACGCGAGCGAGCGAGCUGUAUUAAAUAAACGCGGUGUAUACCCUCCUC